AUGGAGGAUGAGGGAAAGGCAGUGAGGGAGGAAUCGGCCAGACGGCCGAUGAUCCUGAUGUACGACGUCGGCAGAGACAUCGAAAAGGAUAGGUUAGGAAAGCUUCUGGCGGAACAAAAUCCAGACUUAGGUAUCGGUGAGGAGACCGUGAUCCCCCUCUUCAUGAAGGGGCCCAAGACGGGUGAUUCUGUAUGGUGGGUCUGCGCGGUCGCGCCAGACGCGUACCAAAAGGUUACGACCUUUUGGUAAGCGUAGGUAAGCGCGUGUAUUUAGGCAUGUCGUGUUGUCGAGUCGUAGAGUUUUCCGACGUUGUUAGGUGCUUCAAGUGCCAACGCUUUGGUCACCGCGCGACUAAGUGCCCUGCGGUAAAUGCGCAGAAGUUGGUCACCAAGCCAAGGACUGCAAGAGCAAUGCCUCAAGGUGUGCCAAUUGCCAGAACGCGGCCCCAUCGGCCCACUCAGAAUGCGCAGCCAAGCUCAGGGCGACGCUAAACGCGGCCCGUAGGACGGACUUCGGUAGGACUUCGAAAUGAUUUCGGAAUAUUUUUCGGUGGCCCAGCUGAACAUGUGCGGACAGGAGAUCGUGUCCGACCAGUUGCUGGACUACAGUAGGAAAAACGGGGUCGAGGUACUUCUGCUUCAGGAUGUACCUACCUCGGGGGGGAGAUUGAUAGGUUUCGACUACAGCGCCGCGAAAGUGGUUCUCAGUUGUAGGGAUGGUAGUGCAGGGGCGGCCAUAGUUGUCUUAAGUCNACUUCGGCUAACUGGGGCAUCCGGCAAGCGACUUCGGCCGUAAUAUACAAGGCGGUAUUCCUGCCUCGUAUCACUUACGCGUCGGAGGUCUGGGCGUCGGGUGUGCUCACGGCCAAGGCGGUAAAACUCCUAGGCAGCAAGCAGAGGAGGGCCCUUUUGUCGCUCACAGGGGCAUACAGAACCACUUCUACGGACGCGUUGCAAGUGGUUGCUGGGCAGCUGCCUCUGGAUUUGGAAAUUCGAUGGAGUGUGGUUAGGAAAAAGAGGAAGGUCGGGCUCGUCUCCGAGGAGGAGAAAGUCGAUCAGUGGAGUAGGAUCUUGGAAAUAUGGCAAACCAGGUGGGACACCAGCGAGAAGGGGCGAUGGACCCACUCGAUGAUCCCUAAGGUCAAAAGGAGGCUUGAGGUGCCGCUCGAGGUCGACCACUGCGUGACCCAGUUCCUCACGGGGAACGGGGAUUUCAACGCCAAGUUGAACUCCUUCGCGCUGCGGGGAUCGGGGGCUUGUAGGUGCGGUACUGAGAACGAGACGGUUGAUCACGUGCUCUUUAGGUGUCCGGAACUAACGCUCGUGAGGGACCAGUUGAUUAGGGACAUAGGCGGGGGCGUGGCGAGGCCGUGUUCGACCGAGGUGUUUUUGAACACUAGGUCGAAUUAUCGGGCGCUAUGUCGCUUCGCGAAAUCAGCGAUCGAGGCCAAACAGUUGGCGGAUAGGUUAGAAUAG
This is a messenger RNA of Cinara cedri, 1475 nucleotides long. The record is from the annotation of a GenBank genome assembly. NCBI's taxonomy places the organism in Eukaryota, Metazoa, Arthropoda, Insecta, Hemiptera, Aphididae.